GGUCCAGGGUCCCGUUCCACAAAGCGAUCGUAACUACAAUCAAUCUUAGAGACUUACGUCGAUUAUAAAAUCGUCUUAGCUAAAGUUUACGCCCGUUCCACAAAGCUAUCUUAGGGCGAUUGUAACUUUACAAGUUCUUAAGUAGCCGAUCUUAACAAAGAUCGGAAUCUUCAGCCAUGAAGAUACGAAAGUUUCCCUAAGAGUGGCCUCCCUUGGUCAUGUUUAGCAGACGACACAUUGUCGAAAUAUGGCCGAAUCACAGACCUCUGUCGGCGUCAAACGCGUUCGUCGAAGCAAUUUUUCAGCAAGCGAGAUCGCUGUCCUUGUGGAUGAGGUGUCUGUGCACCACACAACACUUAAUUCCUCAUUCAGCUCUACCGUCACCAGUAAGCUGAAAGGCAGCAUAUGGGAGGACAUCGCUAACAAGAUCAAUGCAAAUACGGCAAGUUGCCGAUCAGCAACCGAUGUUCGGAAGAAGUGGAAUGACAUCAAAUGCCAAACGAGAAAGAAGGCCCAAGAAAAAAGGAAAGAGGCAUGUAAGACUGGAGGAGGUCCAUGUCCUGCUACCCUGUCGGAGGUGGAACAAAAGGUACUCUCACUGAUUCCAGCCUGUCAGGUUGAUGGCAUCCAGGGAGGUUUGGAAACAUUUCUUAGUGAAGCGUCUAGUGAUACAAGUGGGGUCACCAUGCCAGUCGAACCAACAUUGGCAGAUGAGCCUGUCCUUGCAAGCCUUCCUAGUGAGGAAGCAAUCACUGAAACAACAGUGCAUGCAGGCAAGAAGUGUGUGAAGCGACCCACACAACAUGCGGACCAAGUCCUUACAAUUGUUGAUCUGGAGACCAACAAGUUAUCAGCAAUAAGGGAGCUUGUUUCAAUCCAGCAACACAGGUGUGAGAUGGAGAGAGAGAGGUUGACAUUGGAGAGAGAAAGGCUACAGAUUGAAAAACGUAGAUUAGCUCUGGAGGAGAGAAGAUUUGGAAGUUUAUCUUUUGAUUUUUUUCCUGACACUACUCAAUCCCCCUCCAAUUGUGUUUCACCAACUAUCAAACUUAAUUGAAAACUUUCUUUUAUCCACAUCUUAAAUGUGUGUCUAAAAAUGUUCAGAUGCUUUUUUGUUUCGAUGAAACUAACAAAAUAUGGAAUAUUACUUAAAAUAUAAGUUUUAAUAUCAUUCACAUUAUCCCAGGGGAGAUAAUCUGAAAAACAAAAGGUAUAGCAGUGCAGCAUGCAGUUUUGUUAUUGUUAAUUAGUAUUUAGCAGAUGUGUAAGUCUGAUGUUAUUUAAAUGAAAACCUAUACUAUUGUUUGUGGCAACAAUUCAUGAUGUUUAAACAAAAUUGGAAAGUAAUAUGCCACUAGACAAUGUUGUCAUGAAACCAACAAUAAAAUGUUAACUGAAAUGUUUUGAUUUAUUCUGAUGUCAAUGGCUCACAUACAUAGAU
This is a messenger RNA of Haliotis rufescens (red abalone), 1441 nucleotides long. RefSeq names its product myb-related transcription factor, partner of profilin-like. The transcript is spliced from 6 exons. The record is from RefSeq and is a predicted model, not a curated record. Lineage: Eukaryota; Metazoa; Mollusca; Gastropoda; Lepetellida; Haliotidae. The coding region runs from base 248 to 1057 and encodes 269 amino acids. Gene Ontology annotation, cellular component: nucleus.